Penicillium oxalicum is the source of this 1839-nucleotide messenger RNA. Its product is annotated as putative C6 transcription factor. Bases 1 to 1839 code for a protein of 612 amino acids. Gene Ontology annotation, cellular component: nucleus. The transcript is spliced from 5 exons. Gene Ontology annotation, biological process: DNA-templated transcription. Gene Ontology annotation, molecular function: zinc ion binding; DNA binding. NCBI's taxonomy places the organism in Eukaryota, Fungi, Ascomycota, Eurotiomycetes, Eurotiales, Aspergillaceae. The record is from RefSeq and is a predicted model, not a curated record.
AUGGGACGCUGCAGUCCUGCGAACCGUGUCGGCGAGCGAAGCAGCGCUGCGACCAUGAGCGGCCCUGCAUCGAGUCCUGGCUCUGGGUCAUUACAGGGUGGACGGUUGUAUGCUCCCUUGGAAAUGCCGUCGGCAUUACCGGGAUACAUGGGCUCUACGAGCUUCACGGCAGUGCUGGCCGAGCAUCGCAAUGAAAUUGCAUUUGAACAAGGCGAAAACGCCGAACCUCUUCCGGUGCUGGUGGUCGAACCGGAUCGGGUCCAGUCCGGAGCCGAGGUCCUGCUCUUCUUGCAUAACCUGAAGCUUCGUCGCCGUCUGAUCGAGAUAUUCUACAAUCGAUCCUGCAACGUGGUCGUGCCGAAGAUGGUCGUGGAUGCCAUGCUGGACUCGAUCGACGAGAUAUUCAGCGGGUUCAAUUCGAAUGACUUGAUUCCGCAAUUGCAGAAUCUGGCCACUCAGAUUUGUCAGAAUUCUUCCCGGGCGUUAACGACCCAUUCGACAAUUACCGCGGAGGAAUAUUGUGCUUCUUUCACGGGGCGCAAUUUCCGCUGGGAAGCUCUAGGGAAUAUCUUCAGUUUGUGCGGGCAGCAGGUGGUGGUCACGCCGGACAAUGAUCCUCUGGUCGCGGAGGGAGGUGAUCUCGGGGCCAAGGAACGGCUGUUGGAACAGUUGACGCUGGCGAGCACGAUUUGUCUGAAUUUCUGUGACCAGGCAUCCAUGGCAAACGAGAUACUAGCUUGUCUGCAAUACAACGAUGUGAUGCUGCGAACGCAGCUGUAUGGAGAUUCCAGUUACCAAGCAUGGCGUCGACUGGGCGACCUCACUGCUACCAUCUAUGCUGCGGGCUUGCACGUCGAUACCGAGAACUCAGACGACUAUCCAUUCUUCCUCAAGCAAUGGCGGCGGUGCUGCUUCACAUCCGCCUUCUACAUGGACAAAACCCUCGCCACGUUUCUCGGCCGCCCGCCUCUGCUGAAUUAUCGUUAUUGCACAUUGACUCCUCCACUGGACCUCAGUGAUGAAGACCUGGUUGCUGGUGGCGAGAAGCUCAACCAAGCAAUUUCGGAACUUGACAGCGCCGGCUGGAGUACAAGCGCGACACGAAACCGAAUGUCGAUGGGACGCAUUCGCUUUCAGCUAUCGGUCUAUCGGGACCAGACUUUGGAAAUUGCAUUGGGCUGUCGCCAGGGACAAGAUCUGGUUCGAAAGUGCAACGAUAUCCUCGAAGGUGUGCGCGCCGUGUGGGAAUCGACCCCUGAUCAUCUCCGCUAUGACCGAAACUCAGCAGAUAGCGUUGACCAUAAUGGGUGGCUGACCAUUCUCUAUCUUUACCUCAACUAUCUAUACACGUGCUUUCUCAUUCAGCGCGCUCUGAUCAAACACACUAAUACCGGCCAAGAGGCCCUGUGUGAUAUUUCGCGUCAGGUCUUGAGCAUGGUGAACAGCAUGACGACGAGACGCAGUGCGAUGGUGGACCUCGACCGGCACUAUUCGUGGAUUGCCCUGACAUAUGGAGUUCCUAGCUCCGGUGUACUUCUGCUAGAACUUUUACACCAAUCUCACCAACCCGGUCCACACAGCGUUGUGCUGCCUCGAGCCGAGCUGAUUCGAAAUCUGAGUGUCUUUGUCUCGAUGCUUUCCUGGGUGGCGCGCCCGGGCCAUGGCAACUACCGCACUUGCAAAGAGGCCGAGAAGAAUCUCUCGCGCAUCUUGGACCAAGUUCUUGACCCGCAGCCUGUUCACGCGGAAGCCAUGCACGACGUGACCACGGAGCUGUCCAGCUUCUUGAACUGGUCCAAUUACAACAGCUGGGAUUUCAACUCGGAAUACUUCCCUUGA